Cannabis sativa is the source of this 1675-nucleotide messenger RNA. RefSeq lists its product as uncharacterized. NCBI's taxonomy places the organism in Eukaryota, Viridiplantae, Streptophyta, Magnoliopsida, Rosales, Cannabaceae. Bases 272 to 1207 code for a protein of 311 amino acids. Gene Ontology annotation, biological process: proteolysis. The record is from RefSeq and is a predicted model, not a curated record. The transcript is spliced from 5 exons. Gene Ontology annotation, molecular function: cysteine-type peptidase activity.
UGUAGAUGCAAGUGUAAAUGAUGUUGAAGGUGUUUGUAGUAAGGGAAAGUUGUUUGAUAGUCAAGGCACUGAGGAUAGUAUCACUGUGUCUGCUUUGGAGAUUAUAAAUGAAAAGAUUGAUGCCUAUGAGGGAAGCAUUAAAAAGGAUAAGUCUUUAAAUAAAUUAGAGGCAACAAAUGCUGAUGUUUUAUCUACCUAUGGGUUGGACAAGACUGAUGUUGUUGGUGUUGAGAAGAAGCAUGGUUCUCAAGAAAGCUUUUCUGUAUCUACCAUGGAGGUUGUUAAUGAUCAUUUGGUUUCCUAUGAAGACAGUUUGAAAAAGGGAAAGUCUAUAAAAUUGGAGGAAGAAACUCCUACAGUUGGAAAUAGAGAGAGGAAACCUAGUUCUGUAUACAACAGUCCGUAUGCCACAGAUUUUGGUUCAGGUAGUAUUGGUAAACCAAAAGGUGGACGUCCUGGAUCAUGUGCUUUUGGAUUUGGCUUUUUCAAUGUGAUUGAUGAUGUGCAAGCUAAAUCUUUUGAUCAGUGGUUUAAGAUUGGGUUUAAUGAUAAAAACAAAGUGAAGAAGUUUAAAGAAUGUCAUAGGAAGCUUAAGGUUCCAUUGGAUUUUGUGGUUUGUCAAAUUGAUGAUAAGAUGUGGUUCUAUGAUUUGCUUACUGUUGGGAAGAACUUGUCAUGCUCGCAUAUUGAUGUUUGUUUCUACUAUUUGAGAAAGAAGUUAAAGUAUGACCAGUCUGUGAAAAUUUCUGGUAAUACUACUGAUUGCUUCUUUGCUUCUCAAAUUUUUGAAUUAUAUAAUGAGUUUGUUGCAAGUGGUGAAAAUGUUGAUUCGAUUAAGAAGGAUUCUAAGGCAGCUGCAUACAUAGCGGGUUUUUAUAUGUUAUGCAAUAAACCCUGGGCUGAGCUUGAUUUCGUACUAAUGCCUGUUAACGUGAUUGUUCUUGCUCAUUGGAUAUUGUGUAUUCUUGACAUUAAGAUGAGAUGCUUAAAAGUGUUGAAUUCUAUGAGGUUUGGGAGGUACAAGAACAACUCAGAGAGUUUUGUUCGUGCAUUUGCUGUAAUAAUUCCUAUCUUACUGUCACAUGUUAAUUUCUAUGAGGGGAGAAAAGAUAUUGACAGGAGUAGUAAGCACUGGCAAGGUAAAAAAGAUACUGAUGCGUUUGAUAUUGUCGUGGUUGAUAAUUUGCCACAACAAGACGAUAGGUAACUAUCUUUGUUUUUUUUUAUAUUUAUGAUUCUAUGUUAUUGUUUAUUUUUUGUUAUCUGACAAUUGCUAUGGGUUUAUUUUUGUGAUGUAGUGAUUGUGGUGUUUUUAUCAUAAAGUAUGCUCAUUUCUUUAUGCAUGGAUUGAUUGAUAAGAUUCCUAAGAAGUUGGACAUUGCAUUCACUCGUAAGAAGUUGUGUGUUGAUCUGUUUGUUCAUGCAAAGAAGAAGGAGUUGGGUGGGUACGAGUCUACUUCGGAGCAUCCAGGAAGGAUGCCAUAGUUUUAUGUAAUAGAACAACAUGUUGGAAACCUAGUUUACAUUUUUUUGAACUUUAUGUGUAUUUUUAUGUCAUGUUGUUUUGUUUUUAGGUUUAUGUUUGUGUUUGUUUAAGAAACUGUUUGGAACAGUAAUAUUUUAGGAGACUCUUGCCUAUUUUAAUUUUGAAGUAACCUUUUGGUUUACUGGCACA